Molecule: messenger RNA, 3470 nt
Organism: Gambusia affinis (western mosquitofish)
Lineage: Eukaryota; Metazoa; Chordata; Actinopteri; Cyprinodontiformes; Poeciliidae
Gene: igsf5a
Product: immunoglobulin superfamily, member 5a
Exons: 7
Coding region: 1234-2241 (335 amino acids)
Biological process (GO): cell-cell adhesion
Source: RefSeq, a predicted model, not a curated record
GAGAGAAAAGGAUAAAAACUUUUAGUCACAUUUAUUUUCAGUGGCUGUGUAGAUUUGAAUAUUUAGAAUAUCCACAUUAAUUUUUUAUUAAAGAUGAGGACAACUUCUCCUUUCAGCCCUAUGUGUUUUACAAAUGUGUUUUAAAAAUGAUCACUAAGGCAUACAGAUCAAAAAAUAAAAGAAUAAUCUAAAGAGGACUGAUGGCUGUAAAUCACUUAAAAUUAAGAUCUUGUUUGACUUUGGGAUUAAUAAAGUAUUUUUGAAUAUAAUAAGCCUUCAAUCGCUUCGUGAUCUUCCCAAAUUGAUGAUUAAAAAAAAUCAAAUCCCUUCCUUCAUGUAUGUAAACUAGGUUUACAAUUAGGUUUUAUACACUUUACUGUGAGUUGGCAAUUAGAUAAAGGCAGAUGGUGUGCAAAUGGGGAUAAUCUUGUGACGCCUUCAUUUUCAUUUGGAUUGAUCACCUAUCAGAUAAAACUGAUAGGUGAUAGUAGCCAAAAUUUUUUGUAUUUCAUCACUGAAGCAAAUCAACAAAAUUGCAGCAGGUAAACCAAAAUCAACAUGAGACUGUAAAAGUGUUAGUGCAUUUUGGAUUGAUUUGUAAAUCUAAAAAGCUCUGAGAAACUACUUCAAUAGAAAGAAUGGUGCGUUCUAUGUGUAUUAAAAGUCGGAUUUUUGAGUUUCAAGUAGGAAAUACUGUAUGGCUUACUGAAGUCAAGUCUUAGAAAAGGAAAGUUGGGGGUUCAGCAAAGAGUUUAGUUCCAGUAUGACUGUCGUGGAUGUAAAAAAAGACGAAUAGUGAAAGCUUUUGGCAUAAACCAUAUUGAGCAGCAUAAUGCUGCUCAAUAUGCAUCGCUGAGAACAGCAUUUCUUGGUGUUUAAACUCUAACAACAAAAAGAAAUUGAUGGGGUUUUUCUUAACGUGUAUCACCAUUACAAAGCACAAACCUCACUGGUUUUCCGGUACGCGCUCGCUUUGGACAUGACGUCAUUUUCAUAUUCCGACGCCAAUCAAACGCAGCAUAAACAGCGAAAGGUAGCCCGUGAAAAAGUACGAAGGGAGAAAUAUUGAAGAGUUUAAAGUCGACUCUUUUCGUCGCACGGUGGCGCUCCUUCCGCUCCUGCUUGGCUACAGCAAUUUCGGCAAGGAGGGAGAGAGAGAGGACUCCGCCUCCAUCUUUUCUCUGUGUCCUGUGAGACGUCCAAAUUUAAGAGUGUGGCAGAACCAGUCAAGGCAUGGCUGCAGCAGAGAGGCCCAGCGAGGAGAACAUUUAUCAAGGAAGCAGCCAAGAGGCCCAUGGUAACUCUGGAAGAGCAGCAGACAUCCACAGCUCAGUGGUGUCACAGAAGGUCCAACUGGAGCCUCUGAACUCAACGGUGCUGCGAGAUUCUGAUGUCCAGUUUAUGGCCACCAUUCAGGGAGCCUGGGAUGUCACAAACUGGGGUGUCGGAGGGAUUCAAGUCCUCACAAUUGUCAACUCAACAAGUAGCAUAAUCCCAUCGGCGGACAGAUUUUCUGCCAGAUUCUGCUUUAGUACCAGCAGAAAUUGUGUGGAGUUUACCAUCCAUAAUGUCAGCCGCGCUGAUGCUGGGGAAGUUGUGUGUAACGUGCAAGGUCAUCAACCAGUGACAGCCCAGCUUUAUGUACAAGAGAGUGGAACAGUCAACAUCCCGGGUGGGAAUGUGACGGUGAUGCAGGAUGGGGAGGUGGAGUUGGAGUGCUUUACGACUGCUUGGUUCCCCGCUCCAUCCAUCAGCUGGACCCAAAAUGGUCAGGCUGUGAACAUCAGCCUCUACAACACCACCAGCACACCAGAUGGGGAUUACUUCAACUCCACCAGUACCGUCCGGCUCACGGCCAGCAGGAACGCAAGAGUGGAGUGUUUGGCUUCUCUCUCAACACUCACCGCUCCACAGUCCAGCUCUGUCUACAUCGAGAUUGUUCCCAAACCUCCAGACUGGACAGUGCUGAUAGCCGUAGUUCUGUCGUUUGGAAGUUGUGGUUUGUUGGUUUUUGUCAUCCUCGUAAUCAUGAUCUGCUACAAACACAGGAAAGAAAAAAAACGAAAUUACCAAGAUGAAAUGAGGAGAGUGAGAAUGCACAGCCAGCUAAGUGUCAUCAACACAGCUGAACAGGUAAGGGGUCAGAUAAAUGAAAACUACGAGCCGGAGAAUCAGAGGAACGACACAAUUGACUGGACUGAGUCCGGCUUCCUGAAACACAGACAUAUGACCUUUGUGUGAUGACACACAGAGGAUGGAGAGCUCUAUGGACAUUCGACAGACUUUUUGAAGAAACUUUAAAGUUUUUCCAGCUGUUUUGUCCAAAGUGUGGAGAGAGUAAGUGUCAAAGAGCAAAGACUGAUAGAUAAUUUGCAACGCUGAUAAAAAAAUAAAUAAAAAUGUUAAUAGAGGAGCAAAAUUUAUGAUGACUUCCUGAAAUUGGAAUGUCAGAAUGAACAGACGUUUGUAAAGAGACAGAGGACCAAUGUCAAGGCAUUCAAUUGUGAAGUCAAAUUUCCUUUAAGUCACAUUUGAGACAUGUAGCAUUUUUGAUGGUGCUUUAAAAGGAUCCUGAUGUGACUGGAAAACGCAACACUGAAGAAAUCCUCAGAGCGGUGGAAAACUACCAGCUGAUCAGACUGUUUAGAGACAGCAACAAAACUUAGCAGUCUCUUGUGAAUGCGUAGACAUUUAAUAAAUAACAUUGUACCCCAAAGAUAAAAACAUUUUUGGUUUGAGUUGUGUAGAUUUGCUAACAUCAGCUGAAAUCAAAGUGUGUGUGUGAAAAAUCCAAACUAUUUAAUAAGAAGAACAACCAGUUGUUUGUUUAACUGUGGGAAAAACGUCUGACAUAUAUUUAUGGAUGGAUAAUUUUUGUUGUUAAUACAUAAUGUUUUUUGUUUUCUUCUGUAAUCAGUGUCUGCAACUGUUUUCUUGAAAUAGUUUUGUCCUCAGUAUUUUCUGUUUUUACAUGCCAGCGAAAAUAUUAACAAAUCUCACUUUCAUUUAGAAAAUUGUUGUAGAAAUCUCCUUAAAUAAGAAUAUUCUGUUAGAUAUUUGUCAAAGAAAUGUGUUAUAGUUUAAAGAUUUAAAGGUCUUGUUAACCAGGAAACACCACUUCUGUACUUUACAGACAUGACGCCAUAUCUUAUGUAAUGCUUGGAAAAACAUUAAUGAACAAAGGAAAAUUACCUGUACUCUUUAAUUUUGCAUUGUUGACUUUUUUUCUGUAACAGUGCUUUUACUGCCAGUUUUAUGCCUUAGUUUUCAUAUUUAUUUGUUGUGUCCUUGGAUAUCUUGAAAGAGGCCUAUGGAUAAAUGUACUAAAACAUUUAAAUAAAAUAUAAAGUUUUUACUGUUUUCUAAAUAUAAACUUUCAUGACUCCUGAAGUUAUUUAAAGACAGAUCAGUCAUUAUCAGUAUGGGUGCCAGAGGUUUUGCAUCCUUCAGUAAAAAUCCUUCCAGUCUGA